AAAUACCAGGAAACGAGUCGUAGAAGUUUCUUGCUCGACCUACGUACACACAUCCAUCCAUACAUUAUCUCUACUCGUCUCUUAUUAUUAUCUACUUACCCCUACGAUUUUCCACACCACUCCACUUAUACGUAAGGUACACACAGAAAUACACGCGUAAGCAAUGUCUGCGCAAAAUUCCCAACGCCAGCGCGACCGCCCCCAGGGCUCCCAGACCCAGGUCCAGACGGAAGCGCCCACCAGCUCUAGAACACAGACCGGCACCCAAGCCCCGGCGUCGGCAGCCCCCGCUAUCCUGCGGCUUCGCGGCGCGCACCCGGCUUCCGAUCACCGCGUCCAAUGGGCCGAGUCCGUAGUUGAUAAUGAGGGACUGGGACGAAAGCGGUCAAAAGUAUGCUGCAUAUACCACCCACCCAGCCAGGUAGGCGAGUCUUCCGACGAGUCUUCAUCAGACGAUGACUCGUCGUCAUCGGACUCGGAUUCAGACCGCGGCAUGCCAGACGAUCCCCGGGAGAGGGCACUAGCAGCGCGACGGCGUCAACAACACGCCCAUAAUCACAAUCACAAUCACGACCACGACCAUAGCCAUGGAAACGGAGGCGGAGGCGGAGGAGCCCAGCGCAGGCGCAGACCGAGUCCUAACGCCUAUGAACGACAACCGAAACCAAAGCCUAGAUCUAAUCCAGGAGGCGACGGUCGUAAUUCGGGUAACCGAGGGAACCCUGGUGCCGGGGGCGGGACUCGAUGAUGAACAGCUCGACUUAGAGUCUAGUCUAGCCCAUCAGGGCUUUCGCUCAAGACGACAGUUACUAGGACACCUACGCAUUGGAUACGACAAACGGAUUGCCUUGGUCCAGAAAACCAGGGCAGAAAACGCAAAGACGAGGAGGCUGCAGCAGCUAGAAAGGGGCUAACCUCGCCGCUGAGCGAAGCAAACGAAGUGGAGUAUAACAAUCCCGGAUCCGCGUUCUGAAAGGGGGUGAGGGGGAAAGGAGAGGAGAGGAGAGGAGGGGAGACAAAUACGACGUUCUCAUUCGGGUAAUCAGCCAAUCGUCAGUCCGGUCAACCUAAUGCGAAGGACAGAGAAUAACUGCAUACAUACGUGUGAGAGGAACUGCUGUUGCUACUAGGGGAGUUGGCCAUACACAGAGUGGGUAAGCAGGUAGUGAGUGUCAAAGUCGAAGUUAUACCCAGGUCGUAGAAAAAAGGGGGAGGCUUGGCGCCGCAACAACGAACACAAAACACAACGACAAGUUCAAGAUAGUCCGAGAAGAAAAGGUUACAUGCAAAUCAUAGCCCAAUUGAAUAUUACGUGCAUGCCGUGCCAUAGUACACAUAACU
Daldinia decipiens is the source of this 1341-nucleotide messenger RNA. Its product is annotated as phosphatase inhibitor-domain-containing protein. The record is from RefSeq and is a predicted model, not a curated record. The transcript is spliced from 2 exons. The coding region runs from base 164 to 748 and encodes 194 amino acids. Gene Ontology annotation, cellular component: nucleus. Lineage: Eukaryota; Fungi; Ascomycota; Sordariomycetes; Xylariales; Hypoxylaceae. Gene Ontology annotation, molecular function: protein phosphatase 1 binding; protein serine/threonine phosphatase inhibitor activity.